Messenger RNA from Drosophila guanche, 3550 nucleotides. It is a transcript of the gene neb, whose product is annotated as kinesin-like protein KIF14. The record is from RefSeq and is a predicted model, not a curated record. Bases 114 to 3464 code for a protein of 1116 amino acids. The transcript has 2 exons. Gene Ontology annotation, molecular function: microtubule binding; microtubule motor activity; ATP binding. Gene Ontology annotation, cellular component: microtubule; kinesin complex. Gene Ontology annotation, biological process: microtubule-based movement. Lineage: Eukaryota; Metazoa; Arthropoda; Insecta; Diptera; Drosophilidae.
GUCACAUCGCUAGAAAUGAAAAUUUAUCAACAAACGACGCCGCGCUUUUAUUUGAAACUUUCUGCAUUUCCAUUGUUUGUUAAUCAUAAUAUCGCUAAAUAAUUAACUAAAAGAUGAGCAACAAGAGCACGCCAGUGCGGCAGCGCAUCCAGCAAUUCCAAACACGUGGUAGCACCGGAAUGGUGCAGAAAUCGACCCCGGCGUCAGAUGCCAGCGGAGGACUACGGAAAAGAGUCUUAACAAAGACGCCACGGCAGAGCAGCGAGGAGCGGACGCUCCUGAAUACAGCGUUCAGCAAUGCCGUGAAAUCACCGCUGCAGCCUAAGCUCAAACCCACAGCCUUGAAUGCCUGCUAUACGCCAUCCUCUCUUUAUAGACCCACGCCCGGGAGGAUGAAAACGCCGAGUGGAAAGUGCAGCUCAAGCAAGCCCAAGGACACGAUGAUGGACUCCUUUCACAGCGUAUCCGAGGAGAGCAACAUGAUUGUGGCCGUUCGUGUGCGCCCUCUGAAUGCCCUGGAAUGCACCCGCGGUCAGGUCACCAAUGUGGUGCAGGUCCACGGCACCAGCAACGAGCUCACUGUUCAGGCAGGCAGCAGUGCCGAUGCCUCUGCCGGUGUGACGCACUUCUUUAGCUACGACCAAGUGUACUACUCCUGCGAUCCCGAGAAGAAGAACUAUGCUGGCCAGGCGAAAGUCUUUGAGGGUACAGCCGGGCCGCUGAUAGAGACCGCCUUUGACGGCUACAAUGCCUGUCUGUUUGCCUAUGGACAGACAGGCUCGGGCAAAUCUUACAGCAUGAUGGGCAUAGAGGCUCUCGAUGAUGCCGCCUUAGAUGGCGGACCACCACAUGACGAGGCUGGGAUUAUUCCCCGUUUCUGCCACGAACUAUUCCGUCGGAUAGAGGCCCUCAAGGCAGAGCAGCAGCUCCAGGUGGAGGUGGAAGUCAGCUAUUUUGAGAUCUACAACGAGAAGAUUCACGAUCUGUUGAGUGUGCAGCAUGCGUCAGCUUCUUCGGUGGACUCGACGCCCGUGCAACAGCAGCGACCGGCUCUAAAGGUGCGAGAGCAUCCCAUUUUCGGGCCCUAUGUGGUGGAUCUGAGCGCCCACUCGGUGGACUCCUAUUCUGCUCUCCGCAAUUGGCUGGCGGUGGGCAAUUCGCAGCGUGCCACCGCCUCCACGGCCAUGAAUGACAAGAGCUCGCGCUCCCACUCCAUCUUUAACAUUGUGCUGAACCUUACCGAUCUCUCCAGCGAUGAUGGCCUGUCCUCGGACACUGAUUCGGAGAGCGUGCCCUCGCUGCGUCAAACACGCAGGAGCAAGAUCAGUCUCGUGGAUCUGGCUGGCAGCGAGCGCAUUAGUGUAUCCGGCUCGAAUGGCGAGCGCAUACGCGAGGGUGUCAGCAUCAACAAGAGCCUCCUGACGCUGGGCAAAGUCAUUGCUGCCCUGGCAGAUGGACGCAAGGCGGGCGGCGGCCACAAUGGUCCCUCCACGCCCAGCACCUUUGUGCCCUAUCGAGAGAGCGUGCUCACCUGGCUACUGAGGGAAAAUCUUGGCGGCAAUUCAAAGACCGUUAUGCUGGCCACCAUCUCACCCGCCAGCCUGCAUGCAGACGAAACUCUGGCCACUCUGCGCUACGCCUGCAAGGCGCGCUCCAUCGUUAACCGCGUGAAGGUUAACGAGUCCCCGCACGACAAGAUUAUCAGGGAUCUUCGCGCCGAAGUGGAUCGCCUGAAGUCGCUGAGGAACGAGUACGAACGACAGCGACGAUUGUCGGGCAACAACAGCAAUCCAGCGCCCCGAAAGAUCAUCAUAGAGACCUCUGUGGAUGAGUCUGAGGUGGAGGGGCUGCGCCAACAGUUGGCCGAGCGCGAGCGGGAGCUGAGUCGUGCCCAGAAAUCGUGGAUGGAGAAGUUGCGCGAUGCAGAGGAUCAACGCAAGUCCGAGUUACGUUUGCUCAGGCGCAAAGGACUGGCCCUGGAGCUGACGGCGGACCAGAAGCAGGCGUGUCUGGUCAAUCUGACCGCAGAUCCCAUACUGAGUGGCACGCUGUUCUAUCUGUUGCCCCCUGGUCUGGUGCGCAUAGGACGCGGCCGUCUGCCGGGGUCGGCCAACUCCCAGCCAGACAUUGUCCUGGACGGUCCUCUGGUGGCGCUGCAGCAUUGCAGCAUCGAGCAUGAGCGCAGCGGCAAACUGUAUGUCAUUCCGGGCAGCGAGGACUUUGAGACCUAUUUGAAUGGAGAACUAGUGGCCGAGAGACGACAGCUGUUCCACGGCGAUCGAUUGGUGAUCGGUGGCUCCCACUAUUUCCGCAUUUCCAAUCCGUUUUGCUCACACAGAGCCAAGGCCGAGCAGCUGGUGGACUUUCAGCUGGCUCACCAGGAGAUCCUGCAGAAGCAGGAGCAGCAGCUACGCUCCGAGCUGGAGGCCGAGAAGCUUGCUGCUCUGACUCGCAUCGAGCAGGAGCGCGCCCAGCAUGCCAGAGACUUCGAGGAGCGGCUGCAGUGCCUCGAACUGGAGCAGUUCAAGUAUCAGUGCAACAGCGAGAUGCUGGAGACGGAACGUCAGGUUUUGGCCCAAGCCCAAAAGGAGCAGCAGACGCCGCUCAAAGAGACGGGCGCUGUGUCCACGCCAGCCCAGAAGUCCACCCUGCUGGAGGACAUACAACGCAUCAUGCUGAACCCCAGCGAGGAGAGCCUACACAAGACCCAACUUAUGGUGAAAGAAGCCACCCAACGAUGUCGCCAGCUGGGCGUGCAGCUGGAGUUUCGGCAAACCCAAGCUCCCGACGAAUUCGGACUGCUGCGAACGGUGAUACUGCUGUUGGACAAGCAGCGUGGUCUCAAGGCCGAGUGGCCCAUUGCCCGACUGGGCGUCUGGCUGGAUUUGCUUCGGGAUGAUCACACGCUGAAUGCACGCACGAUCUUUCAGAGCGUCGAGGUGGACUGGGAGCCCUUGGAUGCCGAUCUGAAUGAGACUCUGAGCGAUGCGCACAAUUCUAGUCGAAUUGCCUUGAACCUAAGUGCCAUGCUGAAGCAGCCGCUAAAGAGGCUGCUGAACGUCUCCACGAGUAGCAACACACCACGUCAGACAUCCACACCCUCUGGCAAGACCCCUGUCAGUCCCUCGCCACGCAGCAAAUUGGUACAAUAUACCAAGCGUCUGUUAACCUACGACCCCGAGGAGACGACACCCGAGGGCAGCCAAUUCCAAACGCUCGUGCAGCAGGAGCUGCAGUUGAUGCAGGGAUCGGCCUUGCGGCUGAAGCGUUACUGCGAGCACGCUCUGCACGAGCGCGAGAACCAGGAGGACAAUGGAGUCCUACCUGUGAGCCUACAGGAGGCUCUGACACGACUGGACAGUGUGCUGCACGGCAUGCGCAGCUCACUGGCACAGUGCGAGGCGGCAGCCGGUGCCAGCUCACCGACAAAGACACCGAAAGCCGUGCGCUUUCUUAUCGAUUGACUUGACUUGACGCUUAGUUCGCACCUUGAACUACAUUUUAACGUUGCAAUGUGCUGCUUGUGUUUUUGUUUUUAUGUUUUUAAAUA